UCAACUCCACAGCUUGCAAUCGAAGAAAAAGGUAAAACAUUUAUUGCCGGGUGUGAAUCAAUUUGUUUGGGAAAUAUAUUAGUUUCAGAAAAGUUUGGAAUAUAGGAAGUUAAGUUGCAUAGUCGCUACGUAACCAGUAUGUCUUUCGCGAAAUAAUACUGUACUAUGCUACGCCCAAUUGCAGUGUGACCGAGUUUCUUAGUUAAAUCACAUUUAAAGGAGUAGAAGCUAUCACCCUACACAACAAAUAUGGAUUGCUUAAAGUGCAACUGUGGCUGCGACAAUCUCAACAAAGAAGAGCUGAAAGCGCUAAUGAAAUUGUGCGAAAGAGUAAGAGAUUUUGUGAAUAGUCCAACCGCCCGGGCGAUGUUUCGAAGGAUGUUUUAUCCCGAUGAGCCCGAUAGCUACGAACCGCAGCCGACCGGAUCUCGAAAUCAUCCUGUGGGAAAACGUCCAAAACCAAAGGCCAUCAAAUAUCUGGAUUGCAUCGAGGAAGCGCAGAUGUUGCUUCAAGCGCAUGAUUUGAGCGAGGAAGUAGUUCAAGAGUUCGCCGAACGCAUUCCAGAUGAGGAGCUGGGUAAUCGAUUAUACGACAGUACCGAAUCAAAUCGCACGGAAGUUCUGCAAGCAAUCAUUACAGAAUAUGGCAACCUACUGUUCCUAAAUGAGCUAUACAAAAAGUUUGAGCUAAAUUUAUCCAAAGCGUACGAGGGAAAAGUUAAAAUUGAAAAGCGAUAGGAUUACAAUACCUGGUAGGCCAGGUAAAAUUAUCUUAAACGUUUUAAUUAUCAACUUAUCAACAAUUUACAUUUUUUGUAUAGAUUGUGUUCUUACUCUCGCCGUACAUUUAGUUUACCAAAGAACUCUUAUUUGCGAAUUUAAUUUAACUAAUGUUGGUUGUUCAUUGCAUCACAUUGAAGUUUGUUUUGUCAGUCACUAUAUUAUUGGCCAUCAGGUUUACCAGCCUUGUGCCUUAUAAAAACGUCUCAAGCCGUCGCUAGUAGAAAGGGUGCCACAAGGCACUUUGGCAGCUGAACAUGACUUUUAUUCAACAAUGUGUAGCGAAAACUUAAUGAUGUAUUCCUUUAUAAUCUACAGCUCACAUUGAACUUAAUUUUAUUUGCUUACAGUUUAUCAUAAUUAUUAAGGGGACCGAUGAAACGCGAUGGUUAAUAAACGGGGAAGAUGAAGAGUUCAUGCCGCCGUGUAAAAUAAUAUAAACGAUAAUAAACAACUCGAUUGCAUAA
Messenger RNA from Anopheles funestus (African malaria mosquito), 1247 nucleotides. RefSeq lists its product as uncharacterized. The record is from RefSeq and is a predicted model, not a curated record. The transcript has 3 exons. The coding region runs from base 250 to 738 and encodes 162 amino acids. NCBI's taxonomy places the organism in Eukaryota, Metazoa, Arthropoda, Insecta, Diptera, Culicidae.